CUUCAUAAAUAAAAAAAAAAAUUCAAGAGACGCUUUCCUCAUGGUCAGACCGUAAAUGUAGCUCUCAAGUCAUAAGUCUUCAAACCUAUAACUUAGUCAACCCCCCUAAUUGUUAAUUCCCAAAAAAAAAAAAAAAAAAAACCAUUACUGUUCCUCUGCUUCUUCUAUAUAAGAUCAUGGCAGGGGGACAGGGUGAGACGCAGAGCGAAUCAAAAUGGAAAUCAAACAUUUGAGCAGACAGCUAUUGAGUUUGUUUCUUCUUUCUUGUAUCUUCUCUCUUUCAUUUGCUGCAAGGGCAAACCCAGGUUUCAAAAUUAAAGCUGUUAAUCUUGGUGGCUGGCUCGUCACUGAAGGAUGGAUUAAACCGUCUCUGUUCGAUGGAAUUCCCAACAAAGAUCUCUUGGACGGAACCCAACUCCAAUUCAAGUCUGUUAAGUUCUGGACAUAUCUCUCCGCAGAGAGUGGUGGAGGAACCAUCAUCGUUGCGAAUCGAACCAGUGCUUCAGGCUGGGAAACCUUCAAAUUGUGGAGGAUCAAUGAAACAACAUUUCAGUUCAGGGUUUUCAACAAACAGUUCGUGGGUCUUGAUAAUCAAGGAAAUGGGAUUAACGUUGUAGCUGUUGCAAACAUCUCUGGUACAUCAGAAACCUUUGAGAUUGUGAGGAAUGCUAACGAUACAAGUCGAGUUCGAAUCAAAGCUUCAAAUGGGUUCUUCUUACAGGCGAAGACGGAGGAUUUGGUCACAGCUGAUUCGGAAGGGAGUGUGGAAUGGAGCGACGAUGAUCCAUCGGUGUUCGAGACGACGAAUGUUGGGGGGUUGCAGGGUGAGUUUCAAGUUACAAACGGUUAUGGCCCAGACAAAGCCCCACAAGUCAUGAGGGACCACUGGAGCACAUUCAUAGUCGAAGAAGAUUUCAAGUUCAUAUCAGAGAAUGGCUUAAAUACUGUAAGAAUUCCAGUAGGUUGGUGGAUAGCAAGCGACCCAAACCCACCUAAACCCUACGUUGGGGGUUCCUUGCAGACCUUGGACAAUGCCUUCUCGUGGGCACAGGACUACAGUGUGAAGGUUAUAAUUGAUCUACACGCAGCACCAGGUUCCCAAAAUGGUUAUGAACACAGUUCCUCGAGAGAUGGAUCUCAGGAUUGGGGAACAACAGAUGAAAACAUACAAGAAACAGUCUCAGUUAUAGACUUUCUCACUGCUAGGUACGCAAAGAACCCAAGCCUAAUUGCAGUAGAGCUCAUUAAUGAACCUCUCUCACCAGGUGUAACUUUAGAUAGCCUGAACAAGUACUACAAAGCAGGUUACGAUGCUGUGAGGAACCACUCUUCAGGGGCUUAUGUUGUGUUGUCCAACCGCAUUGGAUCUUCUGUUGAUCCAAAGGAGCUCUUCCCUCUAGCCAGUGGCUUUACGGGUUCUGUCAUUGAUGUCCAUUAUUACAACCUCUUCUCUGAUAUAUUCAGUAACAUGACUGUGCAACAGAAUGUCGACUUCAUCUAUACCAACAGAUCAGCCCAACUGAACAACAUCACCACCUCAAACGGUCCCCUCACAUUUGUUGGGGAAUGGGUCGCAGAGAUGAAAGUGCAAGGAUCAUCAAAAGAGGACUAUCAGAAGUUUGGAAAAGCUCAAUUAGUGGUGUAUGGGCGUGCCACAUUUGGAUGGGCCUAUUGGGCAUUAAAGAACGUGAACAACCACUGGAGUUUGGAGUGGAUGAUCCAGAAUGGUUACAUCAACCCCUAGUUUUUGUGAUUUUUAUACUCUUCUUCCCUUUUUCUUUUUCCUUCUCUUUUUAAGUCAUUUAAACUCUGAGCUUAAUGGUAUAAAAAUCAAUGUAACAUCAACUCUCAUCAGUCUAAAGUUGAGAUGUGAGGAUGACACUACACUACAAUGGUUGUG
This is a messenger RNA of Macadamia integrifolia, 1900 nucleotides long. RefSeq names its product probable glucan 1,3-beta-glucosidase A. The record is from RefSeq and is a predicted model, not a curated record. Bases 215 to 1744 code for a protein of 509 amino acids. NCBI's taxonomy places the organism in Eukaryota, Viridiplantae, Streptophyta, Magnoliopsida, Proteales, Proteaceae. The transcript is spliced from 8 exons. Gene Ontology annotation, biological process: actin filament bundle assembly; cell migration; carbohydrate metabolic process. Gene Ontology annotation, cellular component: actin cytoskeleton; cytoplasm. Gene Ontology annotation, molecular function: actin filament binding; hydrolase activity, hydrolyzing O-glycosyl compounds.